Triticum aestivum (bread wheat) is the source of this 1103-nucleotide messenger RNA. RefSeq lists its product as uncharacterized. Lineage: Eukaryota; Viridiplantae; Streptophyta; Magnoliopsida; Poales; Poaceae. The transcript has a single exon. The record is from RefSeq and is a predicted model, not a curated record. Bases 146 to 841 code for a protein of 231 amino acids.
CAGAGAUCCAGAAAAAAGAGUACAAGUGUACAGCCCCAUCCACAAAUCCUUCCAUCACCGGGCUUCACGUGAACCCUAGCUAGCUAGCUCUUACGUACUCACGUUACGUAGCUGUUUCAUCUUCAGAUCAUCACGGUAGCUUGGCAUGGGCGGCGCUCGCGCCCUGGCGUGCUUCCUCUGCGUCUCGAUCUCGCGGCGGGGGCGCACGGCGAGGCUGGUGCUGUGGGGUGGCGAGGCGCGGGCCGCCAAGCACGGGACGCAGGCGGGGCAGGUGAUGCUCGACUUCGCGGGGACCGUCGUGUGCCUCGCCGACGGGUUCUACAUCGGCCGGCCCGCGCCGGUGCUGGCCAUCGAGGACCGCCUCGUCGCGGGGGCCACCUACCUCGUGCUCCCCGUCGACCGCCUGCCGCAGGGCUACGACGCGGUCACCGCGGCGUCCCUGGCCGCGCUCUCCUACGACAAGGCCAGCCCGGCGGGGUCCAUUGCCGGGGGACCCAGGAGCCCGUUCGAGUACGUCAAGGGCGAAGACGGACGGAGGGUGAUCAAGGUCACCCCGGAGUUCCUCGUGAAGGCCGUCACUGCGAGACCGGGCUGCGGCGGCGGCGGGGGUGGGGCCGAGGUCGACGGAGAGGGCGCGUGCGGCGGGGCGCUGUGCAGCACGCCGGAGCUGAGGAAGCACUACGAGCAGCUGGUGGGAUCCGGGAGGGGGAGGACAUGGUCGCCGCGGCUGGACACGAUCAAGGAACGCAAGGGGAGGAGGCUCGUGGCGGCGGUGAGCCCCGGAAGGCUGUCGCCGGUGGCAGUCAGGCUGUUAGGGCUGGGCAAAGGAGAAUUCAGGUAGCCAAAGGCUACCAAGGUUCAGUGGCGUGUUAACAUUUACCAGCUCAUUGCUUGUUUCGUUUUGUUUGACGGGAUCAAGCAAUUGAGAGUUGAUUUGUACAAAUUGAGCGAUCGACUCUGGAUAUGUUAUCGUCAUGACCAAAGAAGAAUUUGGUAUAGCUAGGCGUUCUAUCGACAAAUCGUGUAUUCUAGUAUUGCUUUACUUGAUUUUGUUGACGAAAUUGUACAUACAUCAAUUUUCAUUUUACUAAGUAAAUGUGUCA